UUGAUUUAGUUAUCAUAGAAUGAGACCGCUUUUCGAGAUAAGUUUCUUCGUUGUUGUGGUAAAGAAGUGCAUUUCCGCAAAAAUUUUAAGAAUAUAUACAAUAUAAGAAAAUAAUAACGAAAGUAUUAAAUAAGCAAGUGGAUAUUCAAAAACUGAUGUUCAAAAAAGAUAUAUUUUUUAUUGUGUAAAAAAGAUUUUUUUUAUUAUAAAAAAAUAGACGUAAAACAAACGGAUUUGUGUUACAAACUUAUGCAAUGUAAUCUCUUUAAAAUUCUGCUCAUCUUUAAAGUGUUAGUUUAAUUGGAAAAGAUCAUCUUUUGAAGUUUACAAGUGAUAGUUCUAAACAAUAAGUUUUUCCUUUAUCUUAAUGUUUUUUUCUAAUACAUUGACUUAAAAACAAAAUAAAUAUGGAUUUAAUUACCGAGUUACUGCUAUUUGUCACGUUCAUUCUGUUCGGUAUUUACAUUUGGGCAAACCAUCAUUUCUCAUAUUGGCGAAAUAAAAAUGUGGCCUAUGUUGAACCAAAUUACUUUUUUGGUAAUUUCAAAGACAUGUUGAUGAUGUCGAAAAAUUGUGCUGAUGUCAUCAAAGAUUUGUACAAUCACAAGAAUGCCAAAGAUCAACCAAUUCUUGGAAUUUACAUCUUCAACAAACCAGCCUUACUGAUACGUGAUCCCGAAUUGGUAAAAUCAAUAUGCGUGAAGAAUUUUGACAAAUUCUCAGAUCGUUAUGCUCAAAGUGAUACCAAAGGUGAUACCCUUGGGUCAGCUACACUGUUCAUGAUCAAUAAUCCAGAAUGGAAGGAAUUGCGAACGAAGUUAUCACCAGUUUUUACGAGCGGAAAAAUGAAACAAAUGUUUCCACUUAUUCAAGAAAUCGGCAAUAAUUUAGACACAUACAUUAACUCUUUUCAAAUAGAUAAAAAUAGUAACAGCUUCGUUCGAGAGGUUAGGGAAAUCUGUUUUCUCUUUACAACAGAUGUGAUUGCAACAGUGGCUUUUGGUAUUAAAACCAGUAGUCUUAAAAAUCCAAAGGAUGCCUUUCUACGAGUCGGUCGAAGUACACUAGAUUUUACUCUAUGGAGAGGCCUUCAGUUUGUAGUUGCAUUUUUUAUACCACAUUUGGCAUCACUUUUCCGCUGCAAACUAUUUGCAAAAGACACGGAAGUAUUUUUUCGAAAGACCAUCAAUUCGGUUAUGGAUAAUAGAAUUAAGAAUGGAACAACUCGCAAUGAUUUGAUAGAUGUUCUAGCAGAAUUAAAAAAACAGUGUUUAGGUGACAGCCAGAAUAACAAUAAUUUACCGAUGACAAAUGACAUUUUGGUAGCACAGGCAGCGACUUUUUUUAUUGCUGGCCUGGAGACUUCUGCAUCUACUAUGUCUUUUUGUUUGUAUGAGCUAUCAAAGAAUCCAGAAAUUCAAGAGAGGUUAAGGGAAGAAAUAAGGCAGGCUUUGCUUAGAAACAUCACCUUAACUGGCAAGGACACACUCACCUACGAAGAUGUCUAUGGAAUGGAAUACUUGGAUAUGGUCAUAAUGGAGACUUUAAGACUUUAUCCCUCACUACCAAUAUUAGAUCGAAUAUGUACUUUACCCAAAGAUGAAAAGGAAUUCUCAUUGAAACCGUUUUCUGACUUUGCCAUACCGAACAAUAUGCCGGUUUAUGUCCCAAAGAUUGCCAUUCAUAGAGAUUCAAAGUACUUUCCAAAUCCAGAUAAAUUUGAUCCUGAACGAUUUUCAGCUAAGAAUAAGCCAAACAUACAAACAGGAACUUAUUUAGCUUUUGGAUUGGGACCACGAAGUUGUAUUGGAUAUCGCAUGGGACUAUUGAAAACAAAAAUUGGAUUGAUUAGUUUUCUUAGAAAUCAUAUUCUAACAACUUGUGAUAAGACCACCAAACAAAUAUUUUUGGACCCAAAAGCAUUAUUUGUACAAACGAAGGGUGGAAUAUAUUGUAAAUUUAUAAGGGAUCCAUUAAUUUAACUGUUAAUAGUUUUUAAAUGGAAAAAUAUGUGAAGAGG
Eupeodes corollae is the source of this 2020-nucleotide messenger RNA. Its product is annotated as probable cytochrome P450 6g2. The coding region runs from base 408 to 1982 and encodes 524 amino acids. NCBI's taxonomy places the organism in Eukaryota, Metazoa, Arthropoda, Insecta, Diptera, Syrphidae. Gene Ontology annotation, biological process: response to DDT; insecticide catabolic process. The record is from RefSeq and is a predicted model, not a curated record. Gene Ontology annotation, molecular function: oxidoreductase activity, acting on paired donors, with incorporation or reduction of molecular oxygen; heme binding; iron ion binding. The transcript is spliced from 5 exons.